Messenger RNA from Knipowitschia caucasica, 435 nucleotides. The record is from the annotation of a GenBank genome assembly. NCBI's taxonomy places the organism in Eukaryota, Metazoa, Chordata, Actinopteri, Gobiiformes, Gobiidae.
AUGUUCUCACGGCAGUCGGUGGUGUUUCACGGGACACACAAAAAACCCCUUCCUAGUUUCCAAACACCUUUUUAUAAGUCCGAAGCCUCUUCCCCUCCACCCGACCUGUCAAAACCACGCCUCCACCACCACACAAUUGGUCCGUACGCGUCAAAGAGCCAAUCAAACGUGGCGCCGCGGCUCCUCGUUACGCACGGACACAUCCACACCGCGCACACGGACGGCCCGCAGAGGCGCCAGGAAAAUCACGGAGCUGGGACCUUACCACCUCUCUCUCUCUCUGUGUGCACGGACUUCUCCCCUUCUGCUCCUCUCUCUGCACACGUCCUCGCUGCAGUGACUGUGAAAUGUGUGCGCGCACUCGGCUCUCCUUUGCGCGUGUGUGAGAAGAGAGAGGGCGAGGGCGCACGACUUCGCUCCAACUCCAGGCGCUGA